CAAGUGCGCUAGUGCCGCAAGCUAUUGGCUGCGACAAUCUGGCCUGUCAUUGGUUAGGUGUGUGUUGUGCUAUAACUGCGGUUCAGAUGAUUUUCGUAGCUGUCAGUGAGGAGAAAGUGAAAACAUGAGAACCGUAACAUUAAAGUGCUGUUUAUAUGGGUAUAAAUGCCUAGGGAGUUAAUGGAUUCUAAACUGAAAGAAGUGUUCCGAAAAAUAUGUGCGAGGAAUGCUGUAUAGAAGAAAGGUUAAAAUACGAUUCCACGAGUUUAUUGUUUACUUGAUGUCAUUAGACUCCAAGGCCCAAGUGCUUCUCGUUUCGUGACACCCGCAGGUUCGGGAGCCAUACAAGUUUCAGAUCAUGAUGUUUGAUGAUGACUUGGCACUACAGUUGCAACUGCAGGAUAUGAACAGACAACCAUCAAUAAUGGAUCUGCCUGACGACUCAUCUACACACCGGUGGAAGAGUCGAAAAGAAAGUGAAAAUGAGGACCCAAACAAAAAACCAAUGACACUCAUAGAUCCAUCUUUUGAGUAUAUUGAUCCAACUCCAGAUGUUCAUGCAAUGUUUUUGCAGUUCAACUCCCGCUUCUUUUGGGGUAAACUUUAUGCUGUUGAAGUAAGAUGGAGUCCAAGGAUGACUUCGUGUGCUGGUGUGUGUUGUUAUGAAGGGAGAGGUGGUUUAUGUUCCAUUCGUUUGAGUGCACCAUUGUUGAAAUUACGCCCACGGAAGGAUCUUGUUGAAACAUUACUUCAUGAAAUGAUACACGCCUACCUCUUUGUGACAAACAAUGAUCGGGACAGAGAUGGGCAUGGACCUGAAUUCCACAAGCACAUGUAUCGCAUAAACAAAGAAGCAGGCACCAAAAUAUCUGUGUACCAUAACUUUCAUGAUGAAGUGAAGCUUUAUCAGCAACACUGGUGGCGGUGCAAUGGCCCAUGCCAGAAGUGGCGACCUUAUUUUGGUAUGGUAAAACGAGCAAUGAAUCGACCUCCUGGGCCCACUGACUUUUGGUGGGCAAAUCAUCAGGCUAAAUGUGGUGGCACCUACAUCAAAGUCCGUGAGCCAGAAGGUUUCUCAAAGAAGAAAACAGGUCAUGCACCAGUAAAAGGGACUGCUACAGUGUCUAAAGAGAGGAAUGACAUCCGUAAUUUCUUUCCAUUUAUGGGUGAAGGUAAGGCAUUGGCCACAAUCAGUUCACAUGACAAAGCAAGAUCUGUUUCAGAUGGAAAAUGUUCAUCUGAAAAGGAUACUCUCAGAAACACAGAUAAGGUUACUUCUAACAAAAGGGAGCCGAGUGAUUUAGUGCAUCGUGGGCCAGUGUCUGUAAGCAGUUUCAUUAAAGGUGCCCCAGUAGCCAAAGAUAAAAAUGUAGGUGUUAAGGAGCUAUUUGACAAGCCAGUUUUAAACACUCACUCUAAAAAUGUAACAAAUAGUAAAAAUAAUCUCCUAAGCAAUAAUAAGAGUAGUUCACCUUUUGGCGCAUCUCCAAACAAUAAGUUUGGAAAGGCUCGAAUUGGAGGAAUGUUGGCCAAUAAAGGAAAUGGAACUAUGGUAAUCACCCAAAAAGGAAAUAAACAGACACAGAAAAAGUCCAAUGGUGCAAAUGAUUCAGCACCUCAUCGCUCUGUUUCUGCUUCAGUUACUCCUUUUGUUGGAAAAGGCUAUACUGUUGGAUCCACUAGCAGCUGUCAGUCUGUGCCAUCUGCUACUGAAAAGCCAUGGUUGUCCUUGUUGGACAAAAUUGAAGCUGACAGGAAGAAAAAGAAACACUUGUCCUCUUUGACAAUUGGCAAAGUCUUCUCAACAACCAAAACAGUAAAAAAUAAUGAAAUUAUUAAAAAUGAAAGUAAAAUGAAGAAUUCCAGUGAGUCAAUGCGGUCACCACCCAAGAAAUUCAAAAAUGAUCCUGCUACAAAACCUUUUUUCAUAACGGAUGUGGGCAACCACAAUGAAAUCCACAGUAGCAGGGAUAGUAUCUGCCAAGCACAGUCAUCUGCAAAUGGCAGUUUGGAAGUUGUGGUCAACUGUCCAACUUGUGGAACAUUAGUGGAAGAAAAUGCAAUCAAUUCACACUUAGAUACUUGUUUGCAGCAUAGAACAGAAGACACACCUGCAUCUCAGAAUGUAGCAAACUGCCCAAUCUGCAACAAGAAUUUUCCAUUAAAUGAAAUUAAUAGUCAUGUUGAUGUAUGUCUGAGUAAUAAUGAUGAUUCUACCUCUGUAACAGUGGAAGAGGAAGAUGAAAUGAUUAAAUGUCCUAUGUGUGAUGAGAAACUUUUAAAACGUACACUGGAUGUCCAUCUAGAAUCGUGCAUUCUCUGUAUUACAAAAGCAGAUGCUUGUUUCAUUGAAGAUGACUGUGAGAGUGAGAUGAAUGAUGCAAGUGGAAGUGAUGGUGGAGAGGAUUUACAUCCGUGCCCUCUAUGCAUGAAGUUAGUGAAAGAGGAUCUCAUGAACAUCCAUUUGGAUGAUUGCUUGUCAGCAGACAUUUUGCAGGAAAUGGCUCAAGAGUGAUGCUGCCAUCAGUUAAAUGUUCCAAAAAAAAAAGUCACUAGUCAAGCUGUGGAAGACUUGUGUUUAUCAGUUUAAGACUUCUUGAAUUUUAAUUAUAUUCUUUGUUAUUUAUGUUCCAAGUGAUUUUUCAAGAACAUUCUUUUUAAUCUUUUAGUCAUAAAUGGCAUUUCAUUAGAUUUUUUUUUUUCCAAGUAAUUUGUUUUAUAACUGAUGCUCUUUGAAGACAAUGAAAAAAAUCCAUGCUGCAAACUUGUA
Molecule: messenger RNA, 2770 nt
Organism: Schistocerca piceifrons (Central American locust)
Lineage: Eukaryota; Metazoa; Arthropoda; Insecta; Orthoptera; Acrididae
Product: DNA-dependent metalloprotease SPRTN-like
Exons: 6
Coding region: 359-2515 (718 amino acids)
Biological process (GO): DNA repair
Cellular component (GO): nucleus
Molecular function (GO): polyubiquitin modification-dependent protein binding; single-stranded DNA binding; metalloendopeptidase activity
Source: RefSeq, a predicted model, not a curated record